UUAAAGUCUUCAGGGUAAUAAUCUGGAUCCACACAGACAGACUGGAGAGGACGGCAGAAUGAAUCGCAGGAACGCUGCGUGUUUGUUGGGAUGUUAAUGGUCUUCUGCUGCACGCUCACACGUGGAUGUUAUUGAAGUGAAACACAAGGAUCCACCUGUCUGUCUGUCGCUCUGAAUGCAGACACACGUGCAGGUGAUCCAGACAUCUGACGUACAUCAUGCAGUCUGAUCUGAAGAAAUCUCUGCUGACUCCCAUUAAAACGCUCACAUACUGUGUGACUGGAGAGAAGACACGAGACGACUGCACCAAACACAAGUCCAGACGCGGGUCAAAGGUCAAGAGCGGCGUGACCCAUCUGCAGAACACGCAUCCGAUGCGAUCGUAUCAGGCCGAGCUGGAGAGAGAGAGAAAAGUGUGUGAGGCUCUGACCGCUCAGAAGAACGCAGAGAGAGCUGCCAUGAGGACACAUUUCAGAAGAAAAUAUCAUCUGAGCAAGAAUGUGAAGGACACCGGGCGUGUGCGAUCUGGCGGGGGUAAAGUGGCUCUCCCCCGUGAACUGGCUCAGAUGGUUUAUCCUGAAGCUCCAGUUAAAGACGAGGCUUUCGGACUGCUCAGCGCAUUCCAGGGCCUCGGUUUCAGCGCGGGGAUUUACACCAGCAACAAACAACCCAAAACCUCCAGCACAGCCAACACUGAGCCGUGUAAACUCAUGUGACCUCCACAACACACCACACGCUGAACACUUGUUCCUGAACGGGAGAAAUGACACUCGAUUGUAUCAUUCAUCUCAUCUUCUGUCAGCUUCUUCAUUCUCACCUUAGUUCUCUGCAGAAUGUUUCAAGGAGUUUCAGAUGUUAUAUUGUAGAACUCUGUCUCUCUCUCUCUCUCUCUCUCUCUCUCUGUCUGUCUGUCUGGCUCACUCACUGAAUCUCUAACAAGGUCAACACCAGACAUUUGAUUUUCCUCACUUUGUUUCUGCUGAAGAAUGAGUGAUGUGUUGGUGUUAGAGAUUCAGUGAGUGAGCCAGACAGACAGACAGACAGACAGACAGACAGACAUAUCACUCUCUGUCUGUCCGUCUCAAUCUCUGUCUGUCUGUCUCACUCUUUCUCUGUCUGUCUCAAUCUCUGUCUGUCUGUCUCACUCUUUCUCUGUCUGUCUGUCUGUCUCACUCUCUCUCUCUCUGUCUCAAUCUCUGUCUGUCUCACUCACUCUCUGUCUGUCUGUCUCUCUCUCUCUCUGUCUCAAUCUCUCUCUGUCUGUCUCACUCUUUCUCUGUCUGUCUCACUCUCUCUCUGUCUGUCUCCCUCUCUCUCUGUCUGUCUGUCCGUCUCAAUCUCUGUCUGUCUCACUCACUCUCUGUCUCACUCACUCACUCUCUCACUCUC
Messenger RNA from Triplophysa rosa, 1389 nucleotides. Its product is annotated as complexin-3-like. Bases 219 to 716 code for a protein of 165 amino acids. Gene Ontology annotation, cellular component: terminal bouton; SNARE complex. Gene Ontology annotation, molecular function: syntaxin binding. Gene Ontology annotation, biological process: neurotransmitter transport; regulation of neurotransmitter secretion; synaptic vesicle exocytosis. The record is from RefSeq and is a predicted model, not a curated record. The transcript is spliced from 4 exons. Lineage: Eukaryota; Metazoa; Chordata; Actinopteri; Cypriniformes; Nemacheilidae.